Messenger RNA from Serendipita indica DSM 11827, 921 nucleotides. NCBI's taxonomy places the organism in Eukaryota, Fungi, Basidiomycota, Agaricomycetes, Sebacinales, Serendipitaceae. The record is from the annotation of a GenBank genome assembly.
AUGUCAAACCAGACGCUCUACGAACCAAUUCAGGCGACCCCAAAGCCAGCAGACAGACUCGUCUUUAGCGAUCCCGCCCUCAUUGACACAAUUUACACCAGCAGACAUAAGAAAAAGCCAACUUGGCUCACCUCUACUAUUGGUCCCGUGACAACCUUGUUUUCUAUUUCAUCCAAUGGCACAUUGAGAUCGUUUGCUGUGAUUCACUGGGACACUAAUGCGCCUUCCAAAUCGGAUAUCCAGGUGGAAGUAAACGGCCAGACGGUGACUGCAGAACGUUUUGGAGUGAAAGCUCAAGGAUUUCUCAAUAAGAACGCUAAGUCGAGUACUUUCUAUCUCGGCGACCUGCUAUGCUAUUGGACGUUUGAGCGCUAUGAUCUGGGUAUAGGCGGUACGAGCAUCCUUUCAGAUGCCCCAGUCUGGAAUUGCUAUGCGUGUACAAAGUUUUUUGCAGCCCCAGUGUCUCCACCACCCACUCAAUCCAAAUGGAAGCAUCUUCUCAAACCCAAGGCUGUGGAGACUAGACAGCCGUUGGCCACCUACCGGCCGACCUAUGGCACCGUGAAAUCUGCAGAACGCAUGUCAAUCUACCCGGACGGAAUGCCUUUUAUUGGUCUCCUCCUCACCUCUCUUAUUCUUCUCGAUGUCAAGAGGGAAGACUGGAAAAAGGUUCAAAGUGCAACUCAGCCCGCAGAUGUCGAGGCCGUUUUGCGGCAAGACGCGACGGGGAACUUGCCCAUGUACACACCAGAACGAACCGAUGAGCCCUCUACACGCUCAGAACUACAUCCGACGCUUCCGACCACGAGCCCGUGGAGGUGGACGCCUCCAUCGACCUCUCAACCUCAGGCUCAGAAUGCGACCCCUAGGCUGAAAAGAUCAACAUCGGCAGUAGCAACAGAGCUUUCUACACAUUCUUAA